Rubroshorea leprosula is the source of this 283-nucleotide messenger RNA. NCBI's taxonomy places the organism in Eukaryota, Viridiplantae, Streptophyta, Magnoliopsida, Malvales, Dipterocarpaceae. The record is from the annotation of a GenBank genome assembly.
AUCAUAAGUACUUUUCACAAGGUGUUAUUCGUUAAACAUGGCUGGAAGAGUGCAAGGGUAUUGGAUUUUUUAUCUUGUUAGAGAAAUUUUGGCAAGGCUUCCACUCAAGUCUCUGAUGCGAUUCAAAAGCUUAUCAAAGCAGUGGAAAUUUGAAAUUUCCGGAGAUAAAUUCAAUAGGUUCAGAAAACAACUUAGUGUGGUGGAGCACAAGGAUUUCUGGGGCAAAGACCUUGGUGGAGACUCUCACAGCUUGUUGUAUUGAGAAUAGACAGUACCAAUAUUG